Melanotaenia boesemani (Boeseman's rainbowfish) is the source of this 2079-nucleotide messenger RNA. RefSeq names its product nuclear speckle splicing regulatory protein 1 (gene nsrp1). Lineage: Eukaryota; Metazoa; Chordata; Actinopteri; Atheriniformes; Melanotaeniidae. The record is from RefSeq and is a predicted model, not a curated record. Bases 27 to 1451 code for a protein of 474 amino acids. Gene Ontology annotation, biological process: regulation of alternative mRNA splicing, via spliceosome. The transcript has 7 exons.
UGCUCGUUCACAGCCAGCAGAGCAAGAUGGCGGUCCCUACAAAACCGUACGGGCUGAUCUUGCCACAAAAAAAGGUAGCAUCAAAGACCUCCGUUUUGCAGAAGCCCUCAGUGUUUGGGGAUGAUUCAGAUGAUGAGACCUCGGUUGGAGAGAGUCUACAAAGAGAAGCCAUCAAAAAGAAGAUGAUGAAGCAGACUCGUUUGGAGAUGCAGAAGGCUCUGGAGCAGGACAGCACUGUGUAUGACUAUGAUUCUGUGUACGAUGACAUUCAAAAGCAGAGACUUGAGAGCAACAAAAAAAUUCUGGGAGGUGCUGACAAAAGGCCAAAAUAUAUCCACCAGUUAAUGAAAGCAGUAGAGGAUCGAAAGAAGGAACAGGAAAGAAGGGAGGAGAGGAAGAUUCAGAAGGAAAGGGAGGCAGAGGGAGAACAGUUUGCUGAUAAAGAAGCUUAUGUUACUUCUGCCUAUAAGAAAAAACUGCAGGAGCAGGAGGAGGAGCGGGAAAGAGAACAAAGAGAGGCGGCGAUGGAAGCUGCGUUGGAUGUGAAGAAACAGAAAGACUUGAGUGGCUUCUACCGGCACCUUCUGAAUCAAACUGUAGGAGAGGAAGCAAUACCAGAUCGCUCAGCAAACAAAAGUCAAACAUCAAAUGUUUCCAAAGACACAGAGAGGACUUCACCUGCUCUGUCACCUACAUCCCAUGAGAAUCUUCCAAGUUCAGGCAGUGACAAUGAAGAGGAACGAGAGCAGAAGUCUGGGUUUAGCAAGCCUAGUGGGGGCUCUCACACAAAACGCCAGUAUAGACAGAGGUCACCUUCAUCUGGGAGCGGGGAGGAUAGGGAGAAGGAAAGAGAGAGAGACAGAGAGAGACAUAAGAAGAGCCAUAGAAACCAAGACAGGGACAGAGGGAGAGACAAAGAUAGUGACAGACAUAGGGGAAGAGAAAGGGAUGAACGACAUGGAGACAGAAGAAGUGACAGAGAUAGAAGGAAAGAAAGAGACAGGGACAGAGAUCGAGGCAGAGACGAUGAGAGAGGUAGAGGCAGGGGGGAUAUCGAGAGGGAAGAUAGACAUGGGAGGAGAGACAGGAGCCCUAAAGAAAGAGAACGGCAUAAGGAUAGUGAGAGGGAGAAGAGGAGAAAUUCAGAUGAAGACAAACGGAAAGACAAAUAUCAGGAAGAAGAGAAGGAGCAAAGGAAAGAACACGAGCUGGAAAAGGCAGAAAAGAGAGAGGAGAAACAUCCUGAAAAGCAGGAUGCAGUAAGCGAAUGUCCGAAGGAAAAAGAUGAACAGAAAAAGGAGGGUGAAGAAAAUGAGGAAAUGGAGGAAAAGCCAAACAAGUUUGCAAAGCGUAGCACGGAUCAGACUUUGAGUUCAGCACGGGAAAGGUAUAUGGCCAGGCAGAUGGCACGCUCAUCAUCGAAGAGUUACAUCGAGAAAGAGGAGGACUGACGGGUCGAACACACCAAAUCACUGAAUUGCACUCAACCUUUAUCACAGCUUAAAAAAAACUAAGAUAGACAUUAUUUUAAAUUAAGUUUGUUUUUUUCUAACUAAGACAAAACCCAUGAUUUUCUUCUUCCAGUACUUUUCAGCCUGCCCGUUGUAAUACCAUUCAUCCCAAAACAUUACAAACAUUGCUCCAACAUGAGGACAUGGUGGUUUUGUUGUGGACUAUUUUCACUCACACGUUGUAGAGAUCUAUACAACAGUAGUAAGCUGACUGUAUUUGUCAGCUGGGUUAAAAUUUCUUUUGGUUUUAGUCUUCUAAUAGGACAGUUAUGAAAGUGUAAAAUAUACCAAUCCUGUUCAGUAACCACCUAACCACUGACCUUACUUCGCACUACAGUGGACAGACUGAGACCGCAGAGUGCUCACAGUCCUGAGUGGCAGGAAAAAAAUACUGACCUGUAAAUGUGAGAAAUAUUCUGCUGGGCUGAGUGUAAAUGGAAAGCUUUACCUCAUGGUGGAGUCAGGAAAAUGGGUGAGUGUGGAAUGACUUGUGAACCAGUGACUUUCUGUUUAACUUUUGUAUCUCAUGUUGUCAAUAACGGGUUCAUUAAAUAAUAUCUGGUCCACA